AUGGUGCUCAUCAGUGCUUGGCUGAACACUAGCAAGGAUGCAGUUACUUCGAAUCAGCAAAAAGGCAAUACCUUUUCGUCACGCAUUGCAAAAUAUUAUGCUGAUAGUCCUAAGCUAGCUGGUAUAGAUAAGAGAGAGCCCCUUCACUGUAAGGGAAGGUGGCAGAAGAUCAACAAUCAUGUUAGCAAGUUUGUUGGGAGCUAUCAUGCGGCAACAAAAGAGAGGUCAAGUGGCCAGAGUGAAGAUGAUGUCAUGAAAAUGGCUUACCAGAUAUUCGCCAACGAUUACAAGAUAAAGUUCACUCUUGAGCAUGCUUGGAGGGAGCUUCGACAUGAUCAGAAAUGGUGUCUCUCUUAUGCCACGAAAGGUGAUGGAUCAUCAAAGAGAAGAAAGUUUGAUGAUCAGACUUCAAGCUCCGUGCCAGUUAUGGGCGCUGAGGAGGAUGAAGCUCGACCUCCUGGAAUUAAGGCAGCAAAGGCCAAAGGUAAAAGACAUGUGAGUAAACCAACGUCUAGUCAAGCAGCUGUUGCUUCUAGUGAAGGGUUUGACAGCAUGUGGGAUAUAAGGCAAAAGGACUAUGCAUUGAAAGAGAAGCAAAGCUUGCGUAAAGAGAAGAUUGUCAAGCAUAAAAUGCUUAAGUUCAUCGCAAAACAGAGCCACUUACUGAACAAGAAAUGGCUUUGA
Camelina sativa (false flax) is the source of this 684-nucleotide messenger RNA. NCBI's taxonomy places the organism in Eukaryota, Viridiplantae, Streptophyta, Magnoliopsida, Brassicales, Brassicaceae. The record is from RefSeq and is a predicted model, not a curated record.